AUGGCACCCGUCUCCUCCCUCCCCCCGGCGCCAGAUGCUGCCGCUGACGGCCUCAUGAUCAAAGCUCAGCGCUUCUUCGAGGAGAACCAGAAGGCGAUCCUGAUCGGCUGUGGUGUCGCUGUCGCGGCCGGUGCCGGCUACUACCUCUACUCGAGCCAGGCUAAGGCUGGUGGUGCCGCACCGGGUCCCUCGAGCUCGUCCUCAAGCUCUACUUCGACGCAGGCGCCGGCCAGCGAGAAGAGCACGACCUCGAAGAACAAGAAGAAGAAGAAGAGCAAAAAGUCCAAGUUUAUCGAGGGCGACGGCACCGAUGGCCCACUGCUCGAGGAGAUCAAGCCCAAGCCGGCUGACAAGGCUGUCGAGGACCCAUUUGAGGGUGUUCCCGAUGCCGCUGGCAUCGAGGCCAUGAGCGAGGCGGACCGCAACGCGCUCGGCAAGACGCUCAAGGACCGGGGCAACAAGCUGUACUCGAAGAAGGACUUUAAGAAGGCGGUCGAGUGCUACACCAAGGCCAUCGAGGUGUCGGUGCAGCCUGACGCCGUGUUCUACUCGAACCGCGCUGCGUGCUACGUCAACUAUUCGCCGCCCGAGUACGAGCUCUGCGUACGGGACUGCGACGAGGCGCUGACGCUCGACCGCACCUACGUCAAGGCCCUCAAGCGGAGGGCAACUGCUCUUGAGCGUCUGGACCGUGACGAGGAGGCUGUUCGGGAUUUCACCGCUUGCACGAUUAUCGAGCGCUUCCAGGACGAGGCGGCGGCGGCGGCCGUCGAGAGGUGUUUGAAGAAGCUGGCGGCGCGCAAGGCCAAGGAUAUUCUUGCGUCGCGCGAGACCAAGCUCCCCUCGCCCACCUUUAUCUCGUCGUACCUCGCUGCGUUCCGCCCCCACCCCAAGCCCACGCUGCCCGAGAACCCCCACCAGGGCGACAAGACGCUCGACCUCGCGUUCGAUGCGCUCGACGCGGCCGACUAUGCUCACACCGUGACGCUUGCCAACGAGGCGAUCGACCAGGGCAUCAGCACUAAGAAGGGCCAGGCUGAGGCGUACAACCUGCGCGGCACCUUCAAGUUCCUCAUUGGCGACAGCGCCGGGGCCAAGACUGACCUGGAGAAGUCGCUCGAGAUCGACCCGGCCUUUGUGCAGAGCUGGGUCAAGAUUGCUAGCGUGCACAUGGAGCUCGGAGACGCGCUCUCUGCGUUUGCCGACUUUGAGACGGCCAUCCGCAACGACCCAACCGAUGCCGACAUCUACUACCACCGUGGCCAGGUGUUCUUCAUCAUGGGCGAGCACGACAAGGCCAUUGCCGACUACAACAAGAGCAUUGAGCUCGACGACGACUUUAUCUUUACCCACGUCCAGGCCGCCGUUGCGCAGUACAAGCAGGGUGAGGUUGCCAAGAGCAUGGCUGCGUUCCGCAAGAUUCUCCGUCAGUUCCCCGACCGCGGCGAGCCGUCCAACUACUACGGUGAGAUUCUGCUCGACCAGCAAAAGUACUCUGAGAGUGUGGAGCGAUUCGAGCGCAGCAUCGAGCUUGACAAGGACAAGAAGCCUCGCAACGUUUUGCCUUACGUCAACAAGGCGCUCGCCCUCUUCCAGUGGAAGCAGGACAUUGGUGCCGCCGAGGCUCUGUGCAAGGAAGCUCUCGAGAUUGACGGCGACUGCGACGUGGCUGUGGCGACGCUCGCCCAGCUCAGCCUGCAGCAGGGCAAGAUUGACGAGGCGAUCAAGUGGUUUGAGAAGAGCGGCCAGCUCGCGCGUACCGAGGGCGAGCUCGUCAAUGCCAUCACUUACGAGCACGCAAGCCGCGCCCAGGCGGCGUUCCUCAACAACUUCCCCGACUACGCUGAGCGGCUCGGCCAGAUCGCCCAGGGUAUCUAA
Cutaneotrichosporon cavernicola is the source of this 1878-nucleotide messenger RNA. RefSeq lists its product as uncharacterized. Lineage: Eukaryota; Fungi; Basidiomycota; Tremellomycetes; Trichosporonales; Trichosporonaceae. Gene Ontology annotation, biological process: protein import into mitochondrial matrix; protein insertion into mitochondrial inner membrane. Gene Ontology annotation, molecular function: transmembrane protein transporter activity; protein binding. The record is from RefSeq and is a predicted model, not a curated record. The transcript has 3 exons. Bases 1 to 1878 code for a protein of 625 amino acids. Gene Ontology annotation, cellular component: mitochondrial outer membrane.